Peniophora sp. CBMAI 1063 is the source of this 1059-nucleotide messenger RNA. NCBI's taxonomy places the organism in Eukaryota, Fungi, Basidiomycota, Agaricomycetes, Russulales, Peniophoraceae. The record is from the annotation of a GenBank genome assembly.
AUGUCCACCACGCUCAGCGCUACUCUUCGCGACCCUGAUUACGGCAUGUUAUUCAAUCAAGAUCAACUCCUCCUCGUGUCCGGCACCCAAUCGAAACCGUUAGAUGGAGAAGACUUGCACUUGACCUCGAUAUCGGAUGCGGAGCUGCUCAAGUACACGCGCAAGAGUGAUCCAGACACCUACCGCGUCAGGCUCGAGACGACCAUGGGCGACGGUUUCGACGUUAUCGUGAAAGUUGCCCAGGAUCUUCAGUCCUUUGACAGGCUUGUGAAGCUCGGGAAACUCUACGCUGGUCUAUUGUUCGACCGCGAACAACCCUACGUGCCGUUAUGCUAUGGCGCGUUCAAGGUAUCGGAAUCAGCCAUUCACACUCGCCUCGAUACGAAAGGCGUGGGCUGCUUGGUACUUGAGGAUUGCGGCAAACCCCUGACUAUGUUCAAUAUCAAAGGUCGCAGGGCCCUGACGGAGAGGUUUAGGAUCAGGCUCUUCAAUGCUGUUCUCAAGGUGCACAUGGCUGGUAUCUGCUAUCAGUUUGACGAAGACGAGAAGCAUGUUUUCGACGUAGAUGGCCCACCUCGCCUCGUCGGCUUCACAAACGCCAAGAUGAGCGAUGAGCCGUGUCUCGAGCCUGGUAAUACUCACAAGAUACCCAUAUUCCGCGCACCUUCACUGGAUCCGGACGAGUUUCCGCGCUGUGACGCCCUCUUUCUACUCGGCGAGUUCUUGGAACUAUGGACUCCAAACCUCUUUUCCUGCUCAGGGUUCGAUGGGCAGACUUUCCCUUACGAGAUGUUAAACAAGCCCUUCCGCGUUGCAGAUAUGAGGCCUUCCUUUCUGUCGAAGAGAGAAGGUCUCAAAGCGGCUAUGGAGGGAAUCUGCCAGUACCUAGAGAAGUAUUAUCCCGAAGCCGGUCGUGACUAUCGAGUUAUGAUAAAGAUCAACAUGCACAGGUUGAGCGCGGUUUAUGAAGCCCGUGGGACUGAACCCAAUUUGCUGAGGUUUUUUGACGGGGACCUUCAAUGCAGCUGGCAAAGGCCAACGACGGAAAGGAGAGUUUAG